Clonostachys rhizophaga is the source of this 699-nucleotide messenger RNA. Lineage: Eukaryota; Fungi; Ascomycota; Sordariomycetes; Hypocreales; Bionectriaceae. The record is from the annotation of a GenBank genome assembly.
AUGGGUCGCGAAGAGCAGACUGAAGAGCGCGAGGUGCUCGAGUCUAUUUUCCCUGAAGAAAUCAAUGAUAUAUCUGAGACUGAGUUCCAGGUGAUUAUCACCUUGGAUGUCUUAGGCGAGGAGCCGGAGGAGGGCGAGUCGCCGGCUUUCUAUCUCCUUGUUAAAUAUCCUGAAGAAUAUCCCGAUGUGCCGCCUCAUCUGGAGAUCCAGGCUGCCCCUAACGCUGCUUCCCACCCCCACCUCAAUAUUUCCGAGGACAGAGAGAAGCUCCUCGCUGGCUUGGACGAGACAAUCCAGGAGAACCUCGGGAUGGCCAUGGUUUUCACGCUCGUUACUACACUGAAGGAGGCUGCUGAGCAGCUCAUCCAGGACAGGAAGGAUGAGGUCACAAAGGCGCACGAGGAGGUACUUCGCGCUGCAGAGAGAGAAGAGAAUAAGAAAUUCCAGGGUACCCCUGUGACACCCGAAACCUUUAUGAAGUGGAGAGCAGACUUUUUGAAAGAAAUGGAAGAGGUCAGGCUCAAGGAGGAGGAGGAGCGACUGGCCGAGCUGAAGAAGGCCAAAGUCAAGGAGCCUGUCAAAUUAACUGGGAAACAAUUGUGGGAGCGAGGCCUCGCCGGCAAGGGCGAUGAGGAGGAGGAAGAGGAGGAAGACGGCGAACUACCGGAAAAGGUGGAGAGGCUUAAGGUUGAGGCAUAG